This is a messenger RNA of Xenia sp. Carnegie-2017, 2317 nucleotides long. RefSeq names its product serine/threonine-protein kinase 40-like. The record is from RefSeq and is a predicted model, not a curated record. Gene Ontology annotation, biological process: protein phosphorylation. NCBI's taxonomy places the organism in Eukaryota, Metazoa, Cnidaria, Anthozoa, Malacalcyonacea, Xeniidae. The coding region runs from base 150 to 1511 and encodes 453 amino acids. Gene Ontology annotation, molecular function: ATP binding; protein kinase activity. The transcript is spliced from 7 exons.
UGUUGGCAUUUAAUUAGAAUGUUUCACUUGGGAACCGCGGAGGAACUGUUCCUUCUAAAAGAUUCAAUUAACGAAGAAAUUCCUUUUUAGGAAUGAUUAGAAAGUUCUCCAGAGUUCUUUUAUCAAUUAAGAUGGAACUAUGAAAUAAAAUGCAGUAUUUGUACUCGAAGGUUUUGUGUAACGCAACGAAUAGAAAGUACGUCUCAUGCGAGAUGGCAGAAGCUGGUUCUUCUACAACAACAAAACGUAAAUCUACAACUGCUAGCAGAGAAAGAACGAAAGCUAAACAACAAAGACGAAAUUGCACUGCGAAAAAAUGCCCUUUAAAACGUGCCGGUUAUUUUUUAUUGGGUCCAAGACUUGGCAAUUCACCCGUACGAAGUAUAGUUCAAUGUCUGGCGAAACGAGACGGAACGGACGAUUUUUAUUGCUUAAAAAUGUUGACGAUCGAAGAGCCAGGCCACGAAACGCAAGAUGACAAGCAAGGGAAGAUGUUAUUACACACAGAAUAUUCGCUUUUGUCGUUAUUACAUGACCAGGAUGGUGUCGUCCACCAUCACGGCCUUUUUCAAGACGAAUUUACUGAGGAAAUUCACGAAAGAGAUUUGACUGGCAUACACAGGACUCAGCGCGUUCGUAAGAGAGUGUGUCUAAUAUUGGAUUGUCUUAGCCCUCAUGAAUUUAGUAACGUCACUUCGGAGUUGAUAAAUCUUCAACAUUAUGUCAUCAGGGAGAAGAAAUUAACAGAGAAAGAAGCUAUCGUUAUAUUCUACGAUAUUGUUCGCGUUGUCGAAAGUCUUCAUUCUAAAAAUAUUGUGCACAGAGAUCUCAAGUUGGGAAAUAUUGUACUAAAUCGUAGCACAAAGAAAAUCACAAUCACUAACUUUUGUCUUGGAAAACAUUUAAUUCGGGAGAAUGAUCUGUUAAAAGACCAACGUGGUAGUCCAGCCUACAUAAGCCCUGAUGUCUUAAGUGGUCAGCCAUAUUCAGGCAAGGCAAGUGACAUGUGGGCUCUUGGUGUUGUAUUAUAUACCAUGUUAUAUGGUCAGUUUCCAUUCUAUGAUAGUGUACCUCAUGAACUGUUCAGAAAGAUCAAGGCUGCAGAAUUUGCCAUUCCAACUGACGGACGGGUGACAAGCUCAACGAUGAAAUUAAUUCAGUCAUUGUUAAUAUUAAAUCCUAAGAAACGGCUAACUGCAUCACAGGUUGCAACUGUUCUUCGUGAAACAAUAAGAAAAUGGUACAUAUCACGUACAUUGUUAUCACCAUCACAUGUUGUCCCAGACAUAGAUGACCUACUUGAGAAUGACUGCAUUCCGGAACACCAAAUUGCAGAAAGACAAAGGGAAUUUGAACGGAAAAUAAAUCAACUUGAAGGUGAUUUUACAAGACAUGAUAAUAGCGCUCCGUUUAUACCAAGGCUUGGUAACUUGCCCAAUGUACGAAGGCUUGGUCACGAUGCGAAGAGGCUGACCGCGAGCGAGCUGCGUUCUAACCGUCAUCUGUUUUGAUGUGAAUUUGUGGUAGGAAAGUGGAAGAAAAUAAAGUUUUCCCUUGUCAAUUUGUGGUAGGAAAGUGGAAGGAGAUGAAGUUUUUCUUCUGUGAAUAUGUGGUAGGAAAGUGGAAGGAGAUGAAUUUUUCCCUUGUGAAUUUGUGGUAGGAAAGUGGAAGGAAAUAAAGUUUUCCCUUGUGAAUUUGUGGUAGGAAAGUGGAAGGAGAUGGAUUUUUCCCUUGUCAAUAAGAACGUGGAAUAUUUUAUAAUUGAUUUGACAGAAAUCUUUCAUGGUAAUGAUUUACCAAUGAAAAUGGGAAAAUUGCCCUUGUCGGGUGAACAAAUGAUCGACAUUGCGUACAAUGUGGGAUAAAGAAGUACCGGAAGAAGACUUAAACUGACGAAAAAGGAUAUGUAUGGAUGUCGGUAGCGUAGCAAGACUGCAAAUUGAGGUUAUGAUAUGUAAAUAUCAGAUAAACAUGAUUUCUUUCUUUAGAAGUCUGUUGUUUUUUACAGUUACUGCAUGAACACAUAGCAGGACCACAUUAGCUUGCUGGCUACACCUUUAGCGGAUUCACAUUACGAUUAUCAAAUUUUGUCUUUUAUGUAAGUCUUUAAAGUGUGUGCUUCUAGAAAUUGUUGUAUUUUUACUAGACCUUUCAAUGGUGAUUGAAUAGCCUUGUGCCAUAACAUAUUAUAAUUUCUGGAUUCAGAAUAUUUUUUUAUUGAGACCAUAACAACAUUAAACGUGUAUGAAAACUGUGAUGAAAUAUGUUUUAAAUAUUUAUGUAUGUAUCAUGUAAAUAUGUUUGAUAAAUAUCUUUA